CAACAAGUGCCUCGAUUUUCUUGUUUCGAUUUAAAGACAAACAUUAUUCAGCGUAAAAUAUGUUGAUGUUUUGUCCGACGUGUGCCAACGUUCUCGUUGUUGAAGAGGGACCACAGUGUUACAGAUUUGCGUGUCAUACGUGUCCAUUUAUUCAGAAUGUGACGAGAAAGAUUUCCAGCAAGAAGUUCCCACGGCUGAAGGAAGUUGAUGAUGUACUAGGAGGAGCAGCAGCCUGGGAGAAUGUAGACUCAACAGCUGAGAAAUGUCCCAAGUGUGAACAUGCGAGGGCGUACUUCAUGCAGAUACAGACCCGCUCAGCUGAUGAACCUAUGACGACCUUCUACAAAUGCUGCAGCCCGGAGUGUGGACACCGAUGGCGGGACGCCGGUUAACAAAUUUUCAGACCACAUGUUUGUAGAAAAGUUGUUUAUUUUAAAAACUUUAAAAAAUCUCAGUCAAGCAAUGUACGUUUCAGAGGGUAUGAGAAGAUAAGAUUUCAUAGAGCUGCUUAACAUGCUUAAGCAGAGAACAGUGCUCAGUUUUACCGGUCACAAAGUGUUCUGGUGACAUGGUAGUUUUGCUUGUAACCUUAUUUUGGUUAGCAUAAUUUGUUAUGCUAAGCUACUAUUUGUGCUUUUAAAGCAGCUCUAUGAAAUCGGGAACCUGUUUUUACCAACUAAAAAGAUAGUAUGAUGUACAAGUUUUUAAAAACUAAUAUUUUUUUCAUUUUCCUCAUCCAUUCAUUCAUUUUUGUGAGCAAAUCAUCGGCAAGCUCAAAGGUGAAUUAUGUGGCAUUACAAGAAGAAUAGCGCCUUCAUAAUAAAUCCAUAAAGAAACGCUAGUUAAAUGCAUUGCCCACUGGGUGGAGCCAAUUUGUGUGAUUACUGCCCCGGAUUUAAAUCUUUGAGAGGGCAAGGCCAUUUUCUUUUUUCAAAGGGCACUCUCAUUGGAGAAUCUUCAAAGUCUAUGGGAAACUUUUGAAGGGGCGCCAAGGCCAAGACCUUGGCAACGGAGGCUUAUGCCCCCCCCCCCCUGGCCUUUGUGUUAUUUCAGGCACUUAUGAACAGAAUGGUGAUAAGCCGUUUGUUGUUAGAUUUGAAUAUUGUCUUGUACAAUAAUGAGCUUGAUCCUCAAGUUACCACUUAAAUUUGAAUUCAUCAGACUACACAGACAGUUGCGUUGUCACAUGAUUUGGGGCAAACUUUUUCGUAGUUAACUAAGAGAUGGCGCAAACCCAUACAACAUGAAUGGGUAUAUUCACAAUGGUACCAGGGUUUGCUUAUCUUGAGGUUGCGUUACAAAGGGUGCAUUCGAUUAGCUUCCCUGGGUCGACCCCGAUGUGGCGUAUUUUUACGUGGGCACAUAAUUACCCCACAUUCGUCCUGGAAAAGUCGCCUAUUUUGUUUUCCAGUACGAACGUGUGCAGAUGUUUACCCACGCUCCAC
This is a messenger RNA of Asterias rubens (European starfish), 1445 nucleotides long. Its product is annotated as DNA-directed RNA polymerase III subunit RPC10-like. The record is from RefSeq and is a predicted model, not a curated record. Gene Ontology annotation, molecular function: zinc ion binding; DNA-directed RNA polymerase activity; nucleic acid binding. The transcript has 3 exons. Gene Ontology annotation, cellular component: RNA polymerase III complex. Gene Ontology annotation, biological process: termination of RNA polymerase III transcription; DNA-templated transcription. NCBI's taxonomy places the organism in Eukaryota, Metazoa, Echinodermata, Asteroidea, Forcipulatida, Asteriidae. Bases 60 to 392 code for a protein of 110 amino acids.